Messenger RNA from Nasonia vitripennis (jewel wasp), 4066 nucleotides. RefSeq names its product structural maintenance of chromosomes protein 1A-like. Gene Ontology annotation, cellular component: cohesin complex; nucleus; chromosome. NCBI's taxonomy places the organism in Eukaryota, Metazoa, Arthropoda, Insecta, Hymenoptera, Pteromalidae. The record is from RefSeq and is a predicted model, not a curated record. Gene Ontology annotation, molecular function: DNA binding; ATP binding; ATP hydrolysis activity. Gene Ontology annotation, biological process: sister chromatid cohesion. Bases 66 to 3875 code for a protein of 1269 amino acids. The transcript is spliced from 19 exons.
UCGGACGUACAUCCGGACGGCUGAGCUAAUACUUGUGAGAAUAAAGGGAGAAGAAGAGCGAGAAGAUGCCGGGGUCCAUCGGCUUCCCAGUGCUGGAGUUGGAAAACUUUAAGAGCUACAAGAACAGAACCCGGUUCGAGUGGGCAGCGUUGAUUACGGCUGUGGUCGGCCUCAACGGCACCGGAAAGUCCUCGGUAGUGAACGCGAUCCAGUACGCCUGUUGCUUUCCUGAAUUCGACCGCGGCGUUACCGUGAAACAUAUCAAGGAGGAUAUCUGUAAUUCAGAGAUACGGGAUUCGGAGGAUCCGAGUGACACAUGGGUCGAGCUGAUCCUCGAUGUUCAUAACACGCAGACAAAUUUUCGGCGAAUCACCGACUAUCGCAACUCGGUGCACCGCUACUGCAUAAACGGAGAGGAGGUCAGCAGAAUUGUGUACAAAAGAUCUCUGCUGCAGUACAAUAUCAACCCGAAAAUCAACACUUUCUUGGUGCAGCAGGGCGGCAUCGAGCGCUUCGCGACGCAGAGUCCGAAAGAACUCUGCGAGCUAUUCGAACGCCUCAGUGGUUCCUACGAGUUCAAAGCCGAAUACACGAGGUUGGAAAAGGAACUGCAGCGUCUCAGAGCCGAGGCUAGCGAGCAAAAGAACGAGCUUGCUUACCACAGAAGAGAGAUGAAGAAGAUACAAAAAAUCGAAGCGGAGUGGGCUGAAAUACGCAAGUUGGAGGAUGAUUACAAUCGGUGCGAGUACGAGUAUUAUUUCGCUAAAUUGUAUCAAAUUGAUAAAACCGUCGAUGAUUUAGUUGAGAAGCAUGAUAAACUUGAGAUUAACAUCAAAAUUGCUCAAAAAAUUCAAACUUCCACGGAAGAAGAAAUUAAAUUGCUCGUGAGUAUGUUCUCGGAGCGAGAAGAAUCCUUGGCACUGAUGGAGGCAGAGCUGGAGGAAGCAAGACGGGAUAUGUUGAAUUAUUCGACAAAAGAAGCGGAGCUGAAGGAAAAGCUUGCACUAUACAAAAAUAAAAUAAAAAAGAUCGAAGAUAAUUUAAAGGACAUGGAGAAAAAGGUCGAAGCUCAUAAGAACAUCUUGAAGGAUCUUGCUCAACAGAAAAUGGAGGUCGAAAAAGAAAGAGAAUUUCUUCUAUCUCAAUCCCAGGCGAGCUCCUUAAAUCUAAACGACGAACAGAACGAGAUCUACCUUCAAUUGAAAUCAGAGGCUCUGAAGAAAUGUUCUUAUUAUAUUGAUUUGAUCUCUUCGAAAACAAGAGAACAAAGUGCUAUAAGGGAUCAAAUAGACGAAUAUAAGGCAAGAGAGGAAACGAUCUUGCAAAAAGUAAAAAAACAAAAAUUGCUCAUUGAUGAAAUACGUUCAAAGGAGCUGAAUGUUUACAAGAAAAUUAAUGAAACAGAAGAAGAACACACUAAGGUUCAAAUAAAUCUAGAUGAACUCAAGAAAGAAAUCGAAGGUUUAGUAGAAAGUAAAGAACAAUCAUUAGCAGCCAUUGACUUGUUAAACAAAAAAAUUGAUGAACAGCAAGAAACCAAGCAAGAUCAAAUCGAGUCAAGUAGGAAACAAAUCGUCUUAAAGGAAUUAAAAGCUUAUUGCACAGGAGUUCAUGAUCGUCUGAUAAAUUUAUGCGAAGUUGGCGCUGAAAACUUGGAAAUUGACAAGUUGGAGAUCUCAAUUACAAAAAUAUUGGGGAAGAAAAUGGAUCAUAUUAUUGUGGAUGAGACUAAAGAUGCACUAAACUGUAUAUAUUUCUUAAAAGAAAAAUAUAAGGGAAGCAAAUACUCUACUGUCGAAACCUUUAUUCCUCUGGAUGGAUUAAAGAAAAUAACAUUCAAUAGGGGAAUUUUACAAGGAGAAGAAAAUGCACGCCUUGCAAUCGAUGUAAUGGCUGUAUCAGAAAAGUAUAAAGAUGCCCUGACAAGUGCUUUAGGAAACGUAGUGAUUUGUGAUACUGAUGAAAGAGCCUCUGAACUUUCAAAGAACAAAAAACUAAAUUGCGUUUCUUACAACGGAACUCUUUACAAAAAAGAUGGUACGUUUUCUGGCGGAUUGUCUGAUUUGUCAAUUAAAUCUAAAAAAAAAUGGAAUGAGAAAAAACUGCAAAAUUUAGAAAAUGAAAAGGUAGAAAAAAUGACUAUUCUGCGAAAACAAAUAAAUGAUAUUGAUUCUAAAAAUAAACAAAUACACGAACUCGAAAGCAAGUUAAUGAGUUUAGAAAAACGUCUGAAAGAGUAUUUAAAACCAUUACUACAAAAUCUGCAAAAGGAGUUAACAGAUAAGAAAAAUAAACUUGCUGGUUUAGAAAAUUUAUUAAAUGACCAGAAAAACUUGGGAGAGUUAGAAAAGCUCGAAAAUGAAUUUAAAUCUACAACCAAUGAAUUAGAAAAAGUCGAGAAGAAGAAAGAGGAUAUAGAAAACAGCGUGUUUUCAGAUUUUUGCGCAACUUAUAAAUUGAAAAAUAUACAAGAAUAUGAAAUGGGUGAUCUGGAGAAGUAUACAAAGCGUGACAGUCGAAAGAAAGAGUUAGAUAAUCUUUUAGACAAAAUUAAUAAUCAGAUUGAUUUUGAAAAUAGUUGUAUUUUAGAAAGUCAAGCAAAAGUUCAAAAACUGCAAGACGAUUUGCAAAAAACAAAAAAGAAAUACGAUGUAUUGAACAAAAAGAACAAUAAAAUAGGAAAGCAACACGAUACAAAUAAAUUAUUUUUUUCAAAAGAUACAGAGGUAAAGAAAACGAGACAGGAAGUAGAAGAACUUUCAAAAAAAUUGAAAAUGAAAGAAACAAAAAUGAAGUCUAUAAAAAGAGAUUUAGAGGAAUGGGGUACAACUAUUAGAACUAUUAAGGCGCAAAUUGCGUUGCUUGAAAAUAAAAAGCACAAAUCAUUAGUUGAAUGCAAGGACAAGAAUAUUGAAAUCCCUUUAGUGACUGGUACACUUAAAACAGCAAACUUCAAAUCUGAGCUGAUUGGUUUUAAGUCAGAUACGGAUAAAAGUAGCCAACGAUCAUCAUCUGAAUCUGGUAUUGAAGAAAAAAAUGUAGAAGUCGACUACACAAAACUCCCAAAAUCUUGGAAUGAUUUAGGAGAAGAUGGUUUGAACAAUACUGUGAAAACAUUAAAAGACAAAUUAAAAUCUCUUCAUGAAAAGAUAAAUCAAGAUAUGCCGAAUGCAAAGACAUCACGUGAAAUGGCAAUUAAAGCAAGAGCAAAUGAACGCGCAUUAAAGAAAAAAUACGAAGACAAACUGAAAGAAUUAUCUAAUACAAGCAAGGACUUUAACAACGUAAAAAACAACAGACUCAUUGCCUUCCGAACAUUCUUUUCAUCUGUAGAGGAGGGAGUAGGAAAACAUUUUAAAACAUUGUAUAACUCAACAACAGCAGCAGCUCAUUUAGUAAUGAGAAAUCAAGAUGAACCAUAUUUAGAUGGACUUGACUUCAGCUGUAUUGUACCCAAUAAAAGGUUUAUUCAGCUACAAAAUCUUUCUGGUGGCGAGAAAACGAUGUGUUCAAUCGCACUUUUAUUUGCUUUAAAUAGCGUAAAACCAUCACCAUUUUUGAUUUUCGACGAAAUGGAUGCAGCUCUAGACAAUGCUAAUAUAAAUCGAAUGGCUAAAUUUUUCUGGAAAUUGAAAAAUUCAACGCAAAUGAUUAUCAUAAGCCACCAUGACUUAAUUUGCGUCUGUGCUGAUGCUGUUGUAGGCGUAAAUAUAUCCCCAAUUACAAAUUCAAGUUAUACUUGCCAUCUUGAUGUUACUUUGUAUUCAAGAGAAGUAUUAGCCGAACGCAACCUCAGAGAGGGCCAUCAGGAACUUCCCGUACUUUUAAGAUGCAAAAUGCAAGCUAAAUUUAAAAAGUCAAAGAGUAGAAGAUAAAAGUAGGACACGAAGUAUUGACUUUAGACUAUUUCUAAUUAAUAAUCAAGAAUUGUACAUAAUAUGCGUAUAAACGAUAAGUAAUUGUAACAUUACGUAAAUUAAAUUGUAACAUACAUAACAGGUCAGUGUGCAUUUUUCAGAAUUAUUUUUAAUGAAAUACACAUAUUCUGAAAAAUAGUGAAAGGACA